AUGCAUUCCGGUUGGUUGGCGUGGGAGUGCGUUGUCUUCGGUAUUUUCGUGUGUGCGACGUCAUGUGCUCCCUUAUGGAGAAGGCGACGAGAUGUCAGUGCUGCGGGAGGUAGCGCAAAGCAAGCUUACAUCUUCGCCAGCGGCGGGGUGUCUACCUUGGCUAUGAUUUUGUCUGUCGCAAGGGGCACGUUGGGAGUUAGAUCAUUCUUAGGUUUCCCAUCAGAGCUGGUCUACUAUGGGUCUGCGAUGUGGGAGACUUUGUAUGGCAUCAUAUUGGCCUUUCCACUGGUGUGUUGGAUCUUCGUUCCAGUGUACUAUAGGCUUCAUACAAACUCCGUGUAUGAAUACUUACAGAUGCGUUUCGGCUCAAGUUGGGUACGACGCAUGGCUGCAGCCACAUUUUUAGUCCGUCAAGUUCUGAACCUUUCUGUGACAGUAUACACACCAACAGUAGCAUUUCACGCUGUAUUGGCACUACCACACUGGGCAUCUGCAGCUGCGUUAACUAUCGUGGGGAUCGUUUUCAACUUGCUCGGAGGUCUAGCAGCGGCAAUUAGGGCCGAUGUAAUACAGACGUUGACAAUGAUACUAGUAAGUGGAGCUUUCAUUAUCCAAGCUACAGUGCGAGCUGGAGGACCUCAGACUGUCUUGGAUGCUAAUAUUAACGGUGGACGAAUGAAGUUCAUGCAAUUCCAUGGCGAUCCAACUGUCCGUGUCGACACAUUAUCAGCUAUCAUCGGCCAGCUUUUUAUGUCUGUGUCUAUAUACGGUUGCCAGCAGACGUUUGUCCAAAGAUACUGUUCAAUGUCCAGUGAAUCCAGAGUCAGAAAAACAUUGUUAGCUAACGUUCCUGCUGUAACAGUUCUGUUCAGCUUAUCCUGGUUCGUUGGCAUGGCCUUGUAUGCCUUAUACAAGUACUGCGACCCUCUAUCUUCGGGCCAGAUUUCGGCGACUGAUGAGAUUUUGCCUUUCUAUGUUCAGGAUCAGUACAGUUUCUUGCCUGGAAUGCUUGGACUGUUUUUGGGGAGUCUGUUUAAUGGAGCGUUGAGCUUCCUGGUAUCAAACGUAAAUUCUUUAUCGACUGUAACUUGGGAAGACUUUGUAUCUUCUGCACCAGCCUUUAAAGACAUUAGCGAUAAACAACAGCUGACUAUCAUCAAGAUUAUUGGUAUUUUUUAUGCUAUUGUCAUAAUGUGCCUAUCCCUUUGUGUGGGAAUGGUCGGAGGUGUCGUCGAGGGCUCGCUUUUAGUCACAUCAGCUACUUCUGGUGCUCUACUUGGAGUGUUUGUACUAGCCGCUUUAUGCCCUGUAGCCAACGGGAAAGGAGCUCUAUGGGGUAUGAUUGCCUCACAUACGAUCACAACGUGGAUGGCAGCGGGACGACUUCUGUAUGUUGACAAACAUGUUGCCAUGCUGCCCGUGUCUACAGAGAAAUGUGUUAACGGAACACUCACUUCUGCCUUAUACCACAAAGGUUUACCGGUGGAAGUGAACCAAACACUAAUUCAACUUGCGCCAUUUCUCCGAACUUUGAAUAAUACACGCUUGGAACCAACUGAAACUAUUGUGACAACCGCUCUCCAGAAUAUGUACGCAGUCUCCUACAUGUGGUAUGCAGUCAUUGGCACAAUCACUUGUGUUACCGUAGGAAAUAUUAUUGGUCUCAUAACAGGAAAUGAAAAUGACGCAUUUGACGAACGUCUUUUGCAUCCAUUAGUUGCAAAAAUAUGCCGAAAAUUGCCAGGUCGUAAGAGGACAUUUACUGCUACUAAUACAGAUAAAAAUGCAACUGUUGAUGAAAAUGUAGUAACGAAGGAAUCUUCGGAAAAGACCAAUGUAACAGUAGUAGAAGAGCCGAAUGAAUCUGUUAAGCAAACGGCUUUUGCGGCUGCAGGUAGUAGAUUAUUUGAUGUAUACGACGUUAGAAAGUCACCGACGCUUUCUUCAUUAAGAACACGGUUGUGA
Molecule: messenger RNA, 1965 nt
Organism: Arctia plantaginis
Lineage: Eukaryota; Metazoa; Arthropoda; Insecta; Lepidoptera; Erebidae
Source: the annotation of a GenBank genome assembly